GCCGGUCUCCUCUUCCCAGUAACCCUACUAGACCAGGGAGCUGAUGUAUUGCUUUCAUACGAUGAAGAAAUUCCAUCGAUUUCAACUACGUGGUGUUACUAGAGUUACAAAAUAGUCACAGCAUGAGCGGGUCAUUGGCUAGUGGUAGCCAGAUAUUUGCCUUGCAACCUGGCAUCACCACGUUCGGUACAUGCUCUGACUGCGACAUUGUUUAUCGGGAGAGACGAGGUGGACAAGCCGCUGGCCCUGAUCGAGUAUAACGCAGCAGGUGACUGCUACGUCAUGCAGGAUCUUGGCCUGCCGACUGGAACCUACGUCAACAACUGCCGCGUGGAGAAUUCUCGGCUUCAACUGGUGGCCGGUGAUGUCAUCCGCUUUGGAGACUGCGGGGAUCGGUUUAGAUUCCUGACGAAUUCAGAGUCGCUUUCGUCGCGCCGAAUCUCCGAUCAUCAACCGGCGAGGUUUCUCGUGGAAGGCUGCACGGGUGACGAAGAAAGGCUGCCCCAGCUGGGCAGAUCUGUCGUCACCAGCUCUCUACCGAGCGCCCACAGCCUCGUGACGAUCCCCCACCCACGCCCUGCCACUGCCAACACGACGAUGAUAAGUUCUAGGUCAGAUAUAUCAUCUGCUACCUUUACCGUUCAACCUCCCAGUCUGGAUAGAGGAGAUGGAAGCGUCUCGGCGAGGGACGGCUCCCGGCGUCUCCGUGCGAGGAGGCCGCGGACAGAACCUCCUGCCCGCAAAACCGCGCUGUCGCUGCUGCAACACGAGCUCCCCGACCUGAGGCGCCACCUGUUGGGCGACAGGGGAAACAUGCGCGCCGCGUGCUGCGCGGACGCCACGCGCCGGAUCUCUUUGAUCGAAGGCGAACUGUUGCUGCUGGCCUCGGACAUCAGUCGUGCGGGGAGUGAUCAGGUGCUUUCUCGCGUUUGA
Priapulus caudatus is the source of this 933-nucleotide messenger RNA. RefSeq lists its product as uncharacterized. The record is from RefSeq and is a predicted model, not a curated record. The transcript has 6 exons. Gene Ontology annotation, molecular function: protein binding. The coding region runs from base 283 to 933 and encodes 216 amino acids. Lineage: Eukaryota; Metazoa; Priapulida; Priapulimorpha; Priapulimorphida; Priapulidae.